GCUGUCUGCUGCUUGCCUGUACGCUGUACGUCAGUUUGUUGCUAAUGUAGAUUUUGUAACUGCAGGGUCCAGGGAAAUGAAUUUUCAAGAAAUACCGUAAUGUCGAGCGUCUAAAACAAUAAAUAUUUGAAAUUUAUAGCACACCAAUGGAUAAAAUUAACGUGCAAGUAGAAAAAAAUCAUUAGUAUUUUUGUUUUGUUCAAUCACGUGCUCUGUUCAAAGACGUUAUUACGUUAGUGUUUUUCCUCUCUUUUCUUGUGUUUUUGAAUGUACUGUAAUAUAAACAUAGAUUAUGGUAAUUCACAAUUAGUAUAAUAAAGGUUUUCUAAACCUUUCACAGGGAUCAUAUUCUGUUUAUUUAAUUUUUCUCUUCGCUAAGUGAAUAUAAACAUCUUUUACGUUAUGGCAUAUGAUGUUGUUUAUCGUGAGAAACAAGGGCCAGAUGGACAAGAGACUUUUUACGCUAGACUACCUGACAAGUAUUCGGUUAUGGCUGUCAGUUCAAGUAAUACGGGUGAAAGAAAGCACACACUCUUUUAUGGCUUCAAAAACUUUUUUAGAGAGGUUUUCUUACCACAAGGAUAUCCUGACAGUGUCAGCAAGGAUUAUAUGAACUAUCAGAUAUGGGACAGUGCCCAGGCAUUUUGCAGUACACUAUCUGGCACACUGGCUACGCAGUCGAUAAUGAAAGGCGUGGGUGUGGGCAGCAGCACGGCGACACCUCUCAGCGCUGCAGUCACUUGGAUCCUCAAGGAUGGGACCGGCAUGGUCGGCAGAAUCCUGUUUGCCUGGUGGAAAGGUACAAGUCUGGAUUGCGAUUGCAAGAAGUGGAGACUGUUCGCGGACGUUUUGAACGAUUUGGCGUUGAGCGUUGAAAUGUUUCUCCUUCCUUUGGCGCCGUCCUACUCGUUACAAAUUCUGUGUUUGUCUUCGACGUUGAAGGCGAUUGUUGGAGUGGCGGGUGGAGCCACCCGAGCUGUCAACACUCAACAUCAAGCCCUUUGCAACAAUAUAGCUGACGUAUCAGCCAAAGAUGGCAGCCAAGAAACGUGUCUCAAUUUGAUUGGAUCGGUAUUUGGAAUUUUGGUCUUGUCUUUAGUUGGAGAAUCUGAAGUAUUGAUGAGGCUUCUUUUUAUAUUUUUCCUGAUUGGACAUGUCUACUCAAAUUAUAUGGCAGUUAGAGCUCUACAGUUCUCAACAUUGAAUAAAGAGCGCUACUUGAUCAUCCUGAAGACAUACCUUUCACGUGGUCUUAUCAGGAGAACUGAGCAUGUGAAUUAUGAAGAAUCAGUCGUUGUAGGCAGUGGCAUAACAGAAAAACAGCUUUGUGGCUACGAAAUCUAUAUGGGCUGUUCCUUGAAAUACUUAGUAGACAAUCACCUGAUAUCUGCUCCUGAACUACAACUAUACUCACAUCUCAGUGAAAAGAGAAAGUAUCUAGUCAUAAUAAGCAUUAAAUCCAAGAAAAUAUUCGUGCCUUUACAUUCUGAACAUUCCUCGUUAGAUGCAAUUUGUGCUUAUUUUCAUGCUAUAUUGCUUGCGAUAGCAACAAAUAUCCUCUUCAAUGGACAUUUGGGUAUCCUGAAUCAAAAACGAAAUGAGCAGUCGUUACUCACAAAUCUUGAAUACGAAAUCAAGUCCAACAGAGGAACGAUUGAAGAUUAUUCUGGUGAUUACUCGGCACUUCGUAGGAAGCAAUUCCCAUUAGAAGCAAUAACUUGUAUAGGAUCACUUUUAGAUAUGGAAUUUCAACAAUUUAUUUUGCAGCUCCAUGGCAAUGGUUGGAGAACUGACUUCCACCACUUGCCGGUGGGAAUGUGGAGAAGCACAUGGAAUGUCAGAGAAUAUGACAACAAUUGACUGGCAAUCAGACUGAAAACAACUAGCAUCUAAUCAACUUUACUUUCUGCCUCCGAUUUUCAUUGAACAAAAUGGAAAACGAAGACUUGAUUGAAUGCUGAUAUCUGUCGGUAAUUACGUUCAAUAGUAGCAAUAGUGUGUUCCAUCUUUAGAAAACAGUGUAGCUAUUGGAUCUGUUAUUAUUUAAAAACGUAAUGUUUUAGUACCCAUCAGUCGUUGUUUCGUAACGUGUAAUAGUUGACCUGAAAUUUACAGUAGUACAAGUUUUACCAUGUGUGUUGGAAUUUGAAAUCAGAUUAGAAUCAGUCUACUCAUGUGGAAUCAAUCAUUUUUAGACUAAACUUUAGUGAUCAAUAAUUGUUGAUUAUUGAACACUCAUGUAUCUUAGACUGUACUACUAUUCUACUUAGGUAUAUUGAUCAUUCUACUCCUUGGAAGGGCCUGUGCUUCAGGCCAGCUCCACCAACUGACCAUUAUCAGCUUAAAAUUCAUGUCCUCACCGAAAACUGUAGGUGUAUUCAUAUUCCAUAAUCAUUUCUCCCAUUACCCAAGCACAAUCAUACAGCUCAUUGGUUAUCAACUUCAGCUAGGCUAUGCUUUCAUCCCUUGUAAUGAUACAAUGCUGUCUAAUGUAGAAAAUUGAGAACGUUUAAUGGCAAUAACAUUUUAUAUUCUGUUUAUUUUCAUGAUAAUUCAAAUUAUUUACUUGAAUAGUAUUAAAGAACACAAAGAACAUAAAGUACCCUUUAUUUAAAAUAUUUCAAAAGAACAACUAGUUUCGGCCUUUGGCCAUUUUCAAGUUCAAAUCAACUAUUUCAAAUAUUAUAAAUAAAGGGUAGCCUAUUUUAUGUUAUUAUAUUGUGGUUUUUAAUAAUUUUAAAAGUAGCCCAAGCUAAUGAAUUGAACUUUAAUAGCAUUUAUUUCUUGGGAAAAGACUGCAUAUGUAUCCUACCUCUUUUUCAAAAGUAAAUAUUAACAACAUCCCUCUAUAAUGGCAUCCAAAAUUGAAGUAUUAUGAUCAUGAUUCUAAAUUUUGAUCUAUCAAUACUGAAUGUAUAAUAAUUCCAUUUCUCUUGUAAUCAACAUUUAACUGUGUUAUUCUUUAGUGAUUCAAUUGAAAAAUUGGUUUCACUUUUUCUUUUUAUAUACUAGUUUGAUUAAUAUUAAUUGAAUUAAGUGCUUCAUCUGCAAGGUUUAGAGAUAUAGGUAGUCCAAUAGGUUUGAUUUUGGCUGUGUCGAGUUACUUGAGAAAAUGCUCAAGGUGUUAGAGCCAUCGAUUAUGUAGAAUCUCUAAAUGUGUAUAGUAAAUAUUUCCUAGUAAUCUCCUAGAGAUGGCUAGAAGAUAAAGAGUGCAUGUUUGAUAGAGUAAUGUAAUCAUACCACAACGAAAACGUUGACUGGUGGUCUUUCUUGGGUAUUAGAGCUACCAGUAUAUUUCUAUCAAUCUUGGUGCACUAUCAUGUUAUUGUAUCAGCUAGAAAAUAUUUCAAUUCUAGAUUUUUAAACAAAAAAACAUCCAAUCAUAAAUUAUUUUUCCACUAUCAAAAAUGUAAUGCUGUUAAGACUGUGAACUGAAAAUGGAACACACCUGCUUAAUAUGCCAAGUACACUAGAUUGAUUACUUGAAAAUUCAAUAUUUUCUCU
Nilaparvata lugens (brown planthopper) is the source of this 3504-nucleotide messenger RNA. RefSeq names its product RUS family member 1. NCBI's taxonomy places the organism in Eukaryota, Metazoa, Arthropoda, Insecta, Hemiptera, Delphacidae. The record is from RefSeq and is a predicted model, not a curated record. The transcript has 9 exons. The coding region runs from base 403 to 1860 and encodes 485 amino acids.